ACACGCACCAACAAGAAAACCAAACACUAAAACUACACACAACAAUUCAAUAUCAUUCAUCCCAUAAUAUUUAAUAACGAAAUCUGCUCAUACAAAACAAAAGGAUAGUGUGUGCUUCACAUCAAUAUAAUAUUUGGCGUACGUGCAUCUCUUCCAACUCUGCUCGCAGCUGCAGGCCCUCCUCCUAUCCUAUAUUCAACAAAAAACAUUUGACCGCAAAUACGAAAACCUAUUCCACAUUUUUCCAUUCUUUUCUUGUCUCAUCUUUCAAUUCCCAUUUAUUUUUUUUAAGAACAUGAAAUCCCAACAACCUCUCUGACAAUUAAUCCCGAAUUCCAAACAAGAUCAAGCACAGCUCACUGAUCAUGUCAGAAGACGAAUCCGAUCACCUCCUCCUUCGCGCCGCGUUUCUCUUCUUCUUCCUCCUCAUCACAGGAGAGGUCGUGAUUGGGCAAUCGGUAGAGAGAGACAGAGACAUCUUAAUCCAGCUGCAGUCAUUUCUGAAGAGAGAAAAUCCGGUGGUGGAGAAUAGAGGCAAAUACACGAAAUGGAACUUGGGCGACGGCUCCCCGUGCGCGUGGGAGGGAAUCACGUGCGACAACUCGCCAGAACGCGUGACGGAGAUCGACCUCUCCGACUGCAACAUGGCCGGAGAGCUCUUCGGAAACUUCUCCGCCCUGACGGAGCUCUCCCACCUCGACCUCUCGUCCAACACCAUCGGCGGCGCCAUACCGGCGGACCUAGGCCGCUGCCGGAAGCUCAAAUUCCUCAACUUGUCGCACAACAUCAUCACCGGUGAGGUCAACCUCACCGGCCUCGAUAAUUUGGAGGUUCUCGAUCUGUCGCAGAACAGAAUUCAGGCCUACAUCCGUCUCACCAUACCGGAAAACUGCACCAACUUAGCCGUAGCUAAUAUCUCCAACAACAACUUCACCGGCGAGGUAGGAGACAUCUUCGUAAACUGCAGGAAUUUGAAGUUUCUCGAUCUCAGCUCGAAUCGCUUAGAGGGAGACAUAUGGUCUGGAUUCGAUCGGAUGGUGGAAGUCUCCUUGUCCGAGAACCGCUUCUCCGGCGACAUCGCCUCGAUUUUCUCCCAAAAUUGCAGCUUGAGAUCCUUGGAUUUGUCGGAGAAUCACUUCCGGGGAGAAUUUCCAUCUCAAAUCUCCAACUGCAAGGAUUUGGAGAUGUUGACUUUGUGGGGGAACAAUUUCACGGGGCUAAUCCCCCAAGAAAUAGGAUCGUUGCCUAAAAUUCAAGCAUUAUAUUUGGGGAAUAACAACUUUUCAAGAGAGAUUCCAGAGAGUUUAGUCGGUUUAAGCAAUUUGAAAUUCCUGGAUUUGAGCAAAAACAACUUCGGAGGCGAUAUUCAAGAGAUUUUCGGUCGACUGAAGCAGGUGAAAUUUCUUCUACUGCACAAGAAUUCGUAUGUAGGUGGGAUUCGCACAUCGCGUGUUCUUGAGCUCCCAAACAUUGUUAGAUUGGAUUUAAGCUACAAUAAUUUCUCGGGCGAGUUGCCGGUGGAGAUAUCGCAGAUGGCGAGCUUGAAAUACCUGAUUCUCGCCUACAACAACUUCAGCGGCGGCAUACCUUCCCAAUAUGGAAACCUCUCUGGCCUUCAAGCACUCGACCUUUCCUUCAAUAGCCUCAACGGCUCCAUACCUAACACUUUCGGCAACCUCACAUCACUGCUGUGGCUCAUGCUCGCCAACAAUUCGCUCUCCGGCCCCAUCCCGCCGGAGCUGGGAAACUGCAGCAGCUUGCUCUGGCUCAAUCUCGCAAACAACCUGUUUUCGGGGGCCUUGCCAACUCAAUUAACGACCAUCGGCGCUAACGCCACGCCUACUUUCAUGCUCAACCGUCGCGAGACUGAUGAGAUGCCGGCUGGCUCCGGCGAAUGCACGGCGAUGAAGAGGUGGAUUCCGGCGGACUACCCGCCCUUCAGCUUCGUCUACGAUCUCCUCACCAGGAAGAAGUGUAGAGUUUUGUGGGACAGGAUCCUUAAAGGGUACGGCCUGUUUUCUGUGUGCUCGCCGGGAUCCAACAUUCGGACAAUGCAAAUUUCCGGCUACAUCCAGCUCAGUGGCAAUCAGUUGUCCGGCGAAGUCCCGGCUGAGAUCGGAAACAUGUUGAAUUUCAGUAUGUUGCACUUGGGUCUGAAUGCGUUCGGCGGCGAGCUGCCUUCGGGGCUGGAGCGGAUGCCGUUGAUGGUGCUGAACGUCACGCGCAACUCCUUCUCCGGCGAGAUACCGGCCGAGAUAGGCAACCUCAAGUGCUUGCAGAAUCUUGAUUUGUCGUACAACAACUUCUCCGGUCAGUUUCCGAGCAGCUUGAACAACUUGAGUGAUCUCACCAAGUUCAACAUUUCUUACAAUCCCUAUAUCUCGGGCUCUAUUCCGGCGAUCGGACAGCUGGCGACCUUAGAUAGGUGGUCGUUCGAGGCGGACCCUCUUCUCCGGCUGCCUCCAUUCAUGAGCAACGAGACGAACAGGACAGCAGCGAGGAGGGGGAGCGGGAGGAAGGAGGAGCGUAGAGGAAUAGGUGUGUUUUUAGUGGUGUUGGGCUUGCUUCUUGCUGCCUUAGUUUGUGGGGUAAUUACUCUCAUAGUGUGCCUCUUCAUCAAGAGCCCUAUCGAGUCCAGAGGGUAUCUCUUGCAGGAGUCCAAGAGAGUGGAGUUGUCAAGCUCAAGCUCGUCUUCGCCAUGGAUGUCCAACACGAUCAAGGUGAUUCGUUUGGACAAGACGGCCUUCACACAUUCAGACAUCUUGAGGGCUACUAGAAGCUUCUCGGAUGAGAGGAUCAUCGGCCGGGGAGGCUCCGGCACGGUCUACCGAGGCGUGUUGCCCGACGGUAGGGAGGUGGCGGUGAAGAAGCUGCAGUCGGAAGGUGUGGAAGGGGAAAGAGAGUUCAGAGCUGAGAUGGAGUUGUUGAGUGGUAAUGGAUUAGGUUGGCCUCAUCCAAACCUAGUCACUCUCUAUGGUUGGUGUCUCAACGGAUCGGAAAAGCUGCUCGUGUACGAGUACAUGGAAGGGGGGACCCUAGAGGAUCACAUCACCGACCGGAUCGGCCUCAACUGGCGUAGGCGUCUCGAGGUCGCCAUAGACGUCGCACGGGCGCUCGUUUUCCUGCACCACGAAUGCUACCCGAGCAUCGUGCACCGGGACGUCAAGGCCAGCAACGUGCUUCUUGACAAGGAUGGCAAGGCCCGGGUCACCGACUUUGGCCUGGCCCGGGUCGUGGAUGCCGGUGGCAGCCACGUUAGCACCAUGGUGGCCGGGACCGUGGGGUAUGUUGCGCCCGAGUACGGGCAGACGUGGCAGGCCACCACCAAAGGGGACGUGUAUAGCUUCGGCGUGCUGGCGAUGGAGCUGGCCACGGGGAGGCGGGCCCUGGAUGGUGGCGAGGAGUGUCUGGUCGAGUGGGCCAAGCGGGUGAUGGGGGACGGUCAGAGACGAGCAGUGCCACCUGUGGCUCUGCUCGUAUCUGGUCUAGUUGAUGGAGCGGACAAGAUGGGGGAGUUGCUUCGGCUUGGGAUAUGGUGCACGGCUGAGACGCCUCAUGCUAGGCCUAAUAUGAAGGAGGUGUUGGCUAUGUUGUUUAAGAUUUCUUGCACACUAAAGGAUUUUGCACAUGCUUCUGAUUUUCUUUGAUUUUCUUCAAUUAGGAUUUGUGUCUUAGAUCAAUGUAUAGGCUUUCUUUGUUAUCAUUCUUUCUGUAAUUAACACACAUUGUUAGAGGGGGGAAAUUCACCAUUUUUGUUUGAUGGAGUCACAUUCUUUUCUUUUCUUGCUAUUUGUGGUUAGGCUAGUUUUGUAAGUGGACUAGUAUAUUUUGUGAAUUGGAAGUGAAUAAAGAUCGAUUUUUGAAGUAAA
Salvia miltiorrhiza (redroot sage) is the source of this 3869-nucleotide messenger RNA. Its product is annotated as probable LRR receptor-like serine/threonine-protein kinase At1g74360. Gene Ontology annotation, biological process: protein phosphorylation. Lineage: Eukaryota; Viridiplantae; Streptophyta; Magnoliopsida; Lamiales; Lamiaceae. The record is from RefSeq and is a predicted model, not a curated record. Gene Ontology annotation, molecular function: ATP binding; protein binding; protein kinase activity.